AUGGACCGCCCAUCACCAACAUCAUCAUCAUCAUCACCUUCGUCCUCGUCACAACAACCAUCAUCACCGACGAACCUAAACACACCGGGGAGGCGGCACCAGCGGCUCGUCAUGGAGCUGCUCCCGUUCGAGACGGAGGGUGAGUUCCAGUCGUGGCUGGAGAGCGCGCCGCUGAUGGGCCUGUGGCUCGAGUUCCGCGCAAACUGUUACCACCUGGACCUGGACGAGGUCGACAAGACCCGCGCCACCCAGAUGGCCAGGGACGCGCUCAACUCGGGGUCCGCCACGUACCUCGUCUACCACCCGGACAAGCAAGGGUGGACCCUCGAGGAUCACAUGGUCCGCUUCAUGGUCACUGUUAUGAGGGACGCCGUGCUGCAGGGUGUCUGGGCCGAGGCGGAGCUGAGGAGCAAGACCUUGGAUAUUGCAGAGGCUGUCUUUGAGGUCCUGGGCUUCCUCAAGGCCGUUGACGAGGAGCCUUCAGCAUCUGGGUCUGAUGAUUCUAGAGAGCAUCCGCCUGAUUACCACCCGCCUGAUUACCACCCGCCGGAUUAUUCUGCUUGA
This is a messenger RNA of Pyricularia grisea, 564 nucleotides long. RefSeq lists its product as uncharacterized. The record is from RefSeq and is a predicted model, not a curated record. Lineage: Eukaryota; Fungi; Ascomycota; Sordariomycetes; Magnaporthales; Pyriculariaceae. The coding region runs from base 1 to 564 and encodes 187 amino acids. The transcript has a single exon.